Molecule: messenger RNA, 1496 nt
Organism: Solanum pennellii
Lineage: Eukaryota; Viridiplantae; Streptophyta; Magnoliopsida; Solanales; Solanaceae
Product: S-type anion channel SLAH4-like
Exons: 2
Coding region: 79-1275 (398 amino acids)
Biological process (GO): intracellular monoatomic ion homeostasis; transmembrane transport
Cellular component (GO): membrane
Molecular function (GO): voltage-gated monoatomic anion channel activity
Source: RefSeq, a predicted model, not a curated record
UUAAUUUGUCCUAUUAUCAAUCUCUCUCCUAUAUUAAUCUCUAACGAGAUACAUUAAACUCCAUUAAUUCCUUCAAAUAUGUCGAUGAGAAUCACCCCAAUAUUAGAUGAAAUAAUCGUCACACCUAAUACUCAUGAGUCCGAAAAUCAAAAUACUAUACCAGAUAUUGAUAGUACUAUCGAUGAUUCCUCUCUCAGUUCAUCAAAAAAUCAUAGUCUACAAUUCUUAGUAUUUUCAAUGCUAACGAGGAUUCAUGCAGGCUAUUUUAGAAUAAGCCUAUCUUUGUGUUGGGAAGCUUUGUUAUGGAAAACACUUCUCGAUCCAAAUAAUAACGAAACAAAAUUCUUACAUCGCGUCCCUCAAAUAAUCUAUCGUCCUAUUUUAAUUUUCUUAUGGUCGUUUGCUUUAUUGAUUUUAGUUCUACUUUCUUUACUCUACCUCUUGAAAUGCGUCUUUCGAUUUAAUUUAGUCAAAAGGGAGUUUCUACACCAUGUUGGUGUAAAUUACCUUUUUGCCCCUUGGAUUUCUUGGCUUAUUUUACUCGAAUCCUACCCUUUCAUUAUAGCUCCAAAACACGUUGUUUACAAAGCUCUUUGGUGGGUUUUUGCUGUUCCGGUUUUAAUUUUAGAUGUGAAAAUUUAUGGACAAUGGUUCACUAAAGGGAAAAGGUUCUUAACAGCCGUGGCUAACCCUACGAGCCAUUUAUCGGUCAUUGGGAACUUAGUCGGGGCUCGAGCCGCGGCUAAAAUGGGCUGGCAAGAGGUUUCCGUUUGCUUGUUUUCACUUGGCAUGGUUCAUUAUUUGGUCCUUUUUGUUACGUUGUAUCAGCGGCUAUCGGGAAGUGACCGGCUACCGGCUAUGCUACGGCCCGUUUUCUUCUUGUUCUCGGCUGCUCCGAGUAUGGCUAGCUUGGCUUGGGCAUCAAUAACCGGAACCUUUGAUACGGCUUCAAAAAUGUUCUUCUAUCUCUCGUUGUUUCUCUUUACGUCACUGAUAUGCAGGCCAAGUCUUUUCAAGAAAUCAAUGAGAAAAUUCAAUGUGGCAUGGUGGGCAUAUUCAUAUCCAGUAACACUAUUAGCAUUGGCAUCUACAAGAUAUGCAAAAGAGGUUAAAGGAAAAGUUCCACACACCAUAAUGCUAACUCUAUCAUCUCUCUCAGUUUUGGUCAUCAUUGCUUUAUUGCUCUCCACUGCUCUUUACUCGAAAAUCCUCUUACGUAACGAUGAUCCUUCUCUCAAGCAUUCGUGUUUAUCAGAGACGCAUUCAGAAUAUUAAAUAAUUGCUUUUUUCUCUUUUGCUAUCGACUAUGAUUGAGUUUAGUAGUCUCCAGCUAGCGCAUGAGUCUGCCCUAUGUAUUAAUUAAUUAUUGUAAUUGUAAUUAAUUAAGAGCUUAGGGCUGGUAGCAACAAGUCAUUAUCGUUCCUAAAGUAUUAAUUAAUAUAUGUUUUUGUAUGGAAAUAUCGUCUACUUGCCAUAACUAGUCUAUACUCUUUGGG